Molecule: messenger RNA, 1077 nt
Organism: Xenia sp. Carnegie-2017
Lineage: Eukaryota; Metazoa; Cnidaria; Anthozoa; Malacalcyonacea; Xeniidae
Exons: 2
Coding region: 1-861 (286 amino acids)
Source: RefSeq, a predicted model, not a curated record
AUGUAUUAUCACCUAUCAACCACUGGAGGUCCAACCGUCUGGGAUUAUGCUGCAACUCCUGGCUUGGCGACAGAUUUUAUUAGCAGCAGUGGUGUAAUUGGAAAAUCAGCCAGAAACUUGUUUCAAACCGGGAUGAAGAAGUUAUGGCAAGAUAGAAAUGAAGAUAGUCAAUCUACAGAUCUUUCAUCUACAAAUACUAUCCCUGCCUCUACUUCCCCUUUCGUGUCGUUUUCUGUUUCCCCUUCUAUUUCAGCAUCUUCAUCUGUAACUCUUUGUAGCUCUGUUACAACCUCUCUUCCAGUUAGUAGCGCUGUUUCAACAUUCAUUCCUAUACGCAAAGAUCUUCAUUUUAAUACGAUUUCCGCGACUUUCGAAUCUUCCUUCCUCUUUGCUGCUACAAAUACCAAUACAAAUGUCGUCACUGAUUCUUUUAGCACUAAUCCCACUCUGGCCUCUUCUAGUAGAUGUACCUCUAUCGGCAAUUCUUCAUCUGUUUCAACCUCUUCUUCCUCUUCUUCAAGCUCCUUCGUCGCUACAACAUCUGUGUCUACCAUAUCUAAAACGACUGCUCCAUCUGUCCCUACAGCAACUUUUAGCAAAGGAACUGUUGUAGCAUUGGCCAACGAGAAUGGUGUAGCGUGUGGUUUUGGAUGUGUCUCAGGAAUGUCGAAGGUGCAUAAUCGGCCCGUGACUCCCGGCUACCUAUCUGUCUUUUUUACUAGUGUGGUACCGGGGAAAACAGUUGCUCCACCAUUUCCUGGUCCAUUCGACGAAGAUGUCGUAAGACCUGGCGAGUCUUACAUUUCGCCAGUUGACAGAAUGUUUGUUGCUGGACCAGAUGAUUUUACUCACAAUAUAUAACUACGUAAAUCUUCCGCAAUUUUUUUCUUUGUGGAUUUUAUUAUUUUCGUAAAGAAACUUCCUUGUAUAUGUAUAUUAUAGUAAAUUUUCUAUUUUUGUGCCUGAUCUUAAAGUGGAAAUAUUUUUUUUAAUAUUGUAUUAUAAAAAGAACAGAUUUUAUAUUAUGCGCGUCGUAUCACGUAAGAAGUCCAAAUAAAAAAUUUCCGAGUCGUGAAA